This is a messenger RNA of Penicillium cinerascens, 1215 nucleotides long. RefSeq names its product ubiquitin C-terminal hydrolase 37. Gene Ontology annotation, cellular component: cytoplasm. Lineage: Eukaryota; Fungi; Ascomycota; Eurotiomycetes; Eurotiales; Aspergillaceae. The record is from RefSeq and is a predicted model, not a curated record. Bases 1 to 1215 code for a protein of 404 amino acids. The transcript has 6 exons. Gene Ontology annotation, biological process: protein deubiquitination; ubiquitin-dependent protein catabolic process. Gene Ontology annotation, molecular function: cysteine-type deubiquitinase activity.
AUGGUUCCUCGUCCUAAGCGUCGGCGCCUCACCGAUCCUUUGGACGAGGUUGCGAGCGAAGACAUCUGCAAGCCAGCCACGCAGUUGGAAAAGAGCAGCUGGAAUGGCUUCUGCGAGAUCGAAUCAGAACCGGCAUUAUUCAAUGUGAUACUCCGCGAGUUCGGGGUGAAAGGCGUCCAGGUUCAAGAGGUGAUGUCUCUGGACGAUGAAGGCGUAAGCUAUCUUGAGAAACCUAUCUACGGCUUGAUCUUUCUCUUUCGCUGGCGAGAGGAUGAUGCAGAGAAGCAGGAGGCCAGCUGCCCAGACGGCAUCUGGUUUGCAAACCAGACAACCGGCAAUUCCUGUGCCAGUGUAGCACUGCUGAAUAUCGUCAACAACAUUCCCGGUAUCGACCUUGGGGAGAACCUGCGACACUUUCGAGACUUUACCAUGCCAUUCACGCCGGCGUUGCGCGGCGAUGCCAUCAACAACUUCGAAUUUGUCAAACGCGUACAUAACUCUUUUGCUCGGAAAAUGGAUAUCUUAAAUUCAGAUCUACAGCUCCGGGGCGAAGCGACUUCUAAGAAGCGCUCCAAAAGCCAAGACUCCAAUGACUUUGAAUCAGGCUUUCACUUUAUCGCGUUCAUGCCAGCGAUGGGCCAAGUAUGGAAAUUCGACGGUCUGGAGCGGCAACCCCAAGCACUCGGUGAAUGUUCCGAGGGAGACUGGUUACAAUUGGCAAUGCCCAACAUCAUCGACCGAAUGGCCGCCUACACCGAAGACAGUAUUGAAUUUUCUAUUCUCGGGGUGGUUCGAGACCCUCUCUUGGAUCUCGUUCAGCAGUUGGCAGUUAACGUGAGAAGCUUGGAAAUCCUCAACGAGCGGCUCCUGUCCGGAGGGGAUGGAGUCGCGGGAGAAGCGAACCUGGAGGCGCUCCGCGAGACAGUCAUCGGGCCCGAACCAUCACUCGGGCUCACGCGUGCGGACAUUGAAGCCGCCGUCGUCCCCGACGCCAUACAAACGUGCCAAGAUUCGUCAACGGAACAACUACGGCAAGAUCAGCGGGAACUCAGCCGAACCCAGUCGGGGCUGCGAGGGCGCAUCCGAGAGCAGCAGCAGGCACAACGAGCAGACGAGGAUCAUGCGACCGGGCGACGCUAUGACUACGGGCCAGCGAUACGGACGUGGUUGCGCUUUCUAGCACGCAAGCAGCUGCUGGCAGAGCUGCUGCAAUGA